UUAACGUUGUUUGGGAUUUAAGUCGGUGAAAAUAUUCUUAUUUCAAAUCGUUUUAAGUCGUCAAACAAUGUAAAAAUAAAUUUUUAGCAUGCAUGAAUGUUUAGCAUUUUCUGUGUGUGUAUGUUAUCUAUAGAGUCAGUUCGGUAGGCGGUAAAAGAAAUGAAAAAUCUAUGUGUACAUGUGUACAUGUAUAUUAACCACCCAGUAGUGACGACUGUUCUCCAUGACGUCAUCGGUCUGUACAUCUCCUAUUCCAAGGAUGCAAGUUUGACGGGAGUGUCUUUUAUUAUUUAACAGCUUUGCGAAAUAGUUUCGUUUUGAGGCAGUAGUCGCAAUUUAGCAUAAUAUCAGCAGUAAAUAAAAUGGGCUUUGCACUGUAAUCGUCUGUGUCGGUGAAGUGAAAUCGAUUGAAAGAUAUAAAAGUACAUACAUCUCAUGGAAACGCAACAAGCGUUGAUGCACGAGGCACGCAUCGAUUUCACCGGGAAAACAUGAGUGGCAGAAAUAAGAGACAGAGCGACGCGAGCCCCGUGGCUAAUAGCGAGUUUCAAGUGCAAUGCGAAUAUUUUACUGGAACGGAUGUACGUCGGAAAACAAAGGGCAUGGCACACCUGUAGAUACGAAAUGCCGGACUAGUGGAAAUUGAAGAGUAGAGAAUAAUAAGCAGAGAGCUGUAGUGCAGAAGAUAGAGAAAAGAAUUGAUUGGUACGUAGUAACAGAGCAUCCUGCAGGAGCAAGUAAGGAUAAUGAGUCACGCUCAGCAGCAUGUACUUGCAAGUGCAAUAGUUCUUGCUCUCAUAGUGGUCUUCGGCAUCCAUGUCUUCCUGUUUCCCAUGUACACAUCCAACCCACCAGCUCGUCAUAUUAAGAUUUCAACUUAUGAACAAGCUCUUUGUCGUACCACAUUAAAAAAUAUCAGAAUACCACCAGAGUGGAGAAAUCCAUGUCCGAAAUAUGGAAUAGUUUCUGCAGUCCAAGGUGGCAGGCUUGGCAAUCAAAUUUGGGAGUAUGCUUCGGUGUGGGCAACCGCCAGACGGACUGGCCUAGAACCAUUCAUGCCACGCUGUAUACUAAGGACUCUAGAAGAGUACUUUGAAAAUCUUAGUAUCCCACCACUUAGUUACAUUGGGAGAUGCAGUCUAGAUGUUAGCCAAGUUGUUAAUUCUCUGGGACAAUGGAAUAGCACGGAGCAAAAUAUCAUAAUACCAAGACAUGCGGCUUAUUGGUCUCUCAUUUUGGUGUGGUUGGAUGAUGUACGAAGAGAGUUUACUUUUAAGCUAAAUUUGAGAAUUUAUGCAGAGAGAGUACUGAAAGAAAUAGGCGAAGAAUUCAACUUGCCUGAACCAACAUUCGUAAGCAUACACGUAAGAAGGACAGACUACAUAGACUAUUUGUGGCAGAAAUUGAAAAUUAGACCUGCUCCCGUUAGCUACUAUUUCGCGGCAAUGGAUUACUUUGCUGGCAAGUAUAGUAAUGUAGUUUUUGUAGUGACUAGCGAUAAUAUAGUUUGGUGCAAGUACAAUUUGCAUAGUAAACGACAUAGAAUCAAAUUUGUAUCUGAUGUGGAUGCAAGAGGUCCUGGCAAAGACCUGGCAGUUUUAUCAGCAUGUAAUCACAGUAUUAUAGAUUAUGGUACAUAUGGUUCAUUUGGAGCAAUUUUGGCUGCUGGUGAAACUGUGGUGUACAAUGUAACAACAUACUUUUCUACAUUGAUUGCUGAAGUUUUGCCAAACUGGAAAAUAAUGAGUUGAACAAAAAUCAAAAAGAUACUUUUUACGAAUCUCACAUUAGAAAUAACAUGUGUACAAACACUUUAUGAAAAAUACUUUUUAUACGGAGUAUAAAUAUUCGUUUUAUUCAACAUUAUUAAAACACAGAGAACACUCCUCUGUUGUUUACAUACACUAAAAAAAUAUUAAAAUUUAAGUUUUAACGAAUUUUUAAUUUAGUAGAAUUAAUGCUUUGUUCCAUGUAAAAAUUCAAAGUUAUUUUUGCAUUAUUCAUAAUGAAACAACCAAAUGAAAGUGUAUCGUUAUAUUUCAAAAAGUUUUUAUCAAAAUGAUAUAUCUACGAUGCUGAUAAAUUGCUUAGAAAUAAUAUGCAUAGUUUUUCACUUGAUUAUUGCACUAUUAGGUAAAUAUUAGAGAACUAUGCACCCAUAAUGGUAGUAAGAAAAUUUACAUAUUUUAAAAAAUUUGUAAAAAUCUAACAUAGAAGAGGGAUACAACGGAACAAUGGACCACUAAUGUCUAAAAUUAAAACAGAUACUUAUUUUUUUUA
Megalopta genalis is the source of this 2280-nucleotide messenger RNA. Lineage: Eukaryota; Metazoa; Arthropoda; Insecta; Hymenoptera; Halictidae. The record is from RefSeq and is a predicted model, not a curated record.